CCUCGGCCCGCCAGGGAUGAAGGCGGCCCAGGCCGAGGGCGAGGAGGCGUCGCCCGGCGGGCGCACCGUCAAAGUGGUCGUGGUGGGCGACGGGGGCUGCGGGAAGACGUCGCUGCUCAUGGUCUUUGCCGACGGGGCCUUCCCCGAGAGCUACACCCCGACAGUGUUUGAGCGGUACACCGUCAAUCUGCAGGUGAAGGGUAAACCUGUUCAGCUCCAAAUCUGGGACACAGCAGGGCAAGACGACUAUGACCGCCUUCGGCCCCUGUUCUACCCUGAUGCCAGCGUCCUACUCCUCUGCUUUGACGUCACCAGUCCAAACAGCUUUGACAACGUCUCUAACAGGUGGUACCCGGAGGUGACACAUUUCUGCAAGGGAGUGCCCAUCAUUGUCGUGGGCUGCAAGACGGACCUGCGCAAGGAUAAGGUGCUGGUGAACAAGCUGCGGAAAAAUGGGUUGGAGCCCGUGACCUACCACAGGGGCCAAGAUAUGGCAAGAUCUGUGGGCGCAGUGGCUUAUCUUGAAUGUUCUGCCCGACUUCAUAACAACGUCCAAGCUGUCUUCCAGGAGGCAGCUGAGGUAGCUCUCAGCAGCCGUAGUCGCAACUUCUGGCGGCGGAUUACUCGGAACUUUUGCGUAGUGACCUGACUGGCUUUGAGCCCAUCCUUCCACCCACUGCCCCAGCAGCUAGAGAAAGACCCAGGUGCUGACCUUCUGCCCCAUUGGCUGGGCUGGACCCAGUCCCAGACUGGGCUAAUAGAACUACACUUCCACAUAUGGGGUCCACUGAGACCAGGCCCUGGGGUCUGGGAACCCUGGACUAAGGGAGUUCCCAGGUCCCCAACUCUGGAACCAGGAACAGAAGUCCAGAGCCCAGCCCUGAACCAGGAUCCUGGUGAGGUCUGUGCAGCCUUAUCUGGCACCAUCUGGUGGUGGUUCCAGAAAUUGCACCCAUAGGAUCUGAGGUUUUUAACAUCCCACACCUUGCCCCUUUCCUUUCUUCCUAUUCAUCCUGUUCGUAAGUGUUACAACAAAAUGACAUCACAUGUUA
This is a messenger RNA of Jaculus jaculus (lesser Egyptian jerboa), 1052 nucleotides long. It is a transcript of the gene Rhod, whose product is annotated as ras homolog family member D. Lineage: Eukaryota; Metazoa; Chordata; Mammalia; Rodentia; Dipodidae. Gene Ontology annotation, molecular function: GTP binding; GTPase activity. The record is from RefSeq and is a predicted model, not a curated record. The transcript is spliced from 5 exons. Gene Ontology annotation, biological process: small GTPase-mediated signal transduction; cell migration. Bases 17 to 649 code for a protein of 210 amino acids.